Molecule: messenger RNA, 3639 nt
Organism: Daldinia childiae
Lineage: Eukaryota; Fungi; Ascomycota; Sordariomycetes; Xylariales; Hypoxylaceae
Exons: 4
Coding region: 1-3639 (1212 amino acids)
Molecular function (GO): protein heterodimerization activity
Source: RefSeq, a predicted model, not a curated record
AUGUCGAGCUCUUCCUCAGUUGCUGUCACGAAUUCAUCGCGACAUGUUCGUUCUAGAACCCAGAGUAUUUCGAGCGACCGUCCGUCUACGACUAGCCACGGCAUGAUGUCUCCCCCUCUCUCUGUGUCGCCCGAGGCGGUGUUCAUCGCUGCAUCUGCUGCUUCACAAAUCGUCACUAAUGAUCAUGACAGCCAUUCUGAGAUAUGGUACGAUCAGAUGGGAAUUGAGCCUUCGGAAGAGACCGCCUUGGUUUCACCAGGCGCUCUUCAGCUCGCCAAUAAUUUUAUCGAUCAGCUCUUGUUCAACAUAAUCUGUGUCGCGAAGUCCACUUCACUAUCGGCGCUACGGCCGGCCGUCAGCGAAGUACUGAAACCGAAACUUGCUAAAGAUGCUAUUAAUAACGCCGACGAAGAGCUUCGAGAAUACCUGGGUGUGUGGAAAAGAACGAGACUACGAUGUAUGGUUUAUUCGUCUUUGGGUGAUAUGGAGGAAGAAGACGAAGACUAUCAUAUGGAACAAGAACAUCUCAGGGGCGAGUCGGAUGACAUCAUGUCCGACGUUGUAUCCCCGGCGGUUGCUAUUUUCUUAACCUCGAUUCUAGAAUUUAUGGGUGAGCAGGUUCUCGUCAUAGCCGGGCAAGCGGCCUUUAACCGACUACGUGUCAAGUGCGAGAAAGAGUUGAAAGAGGGGACGCGAGUACACGGUGAAUUAUUUGAACGUCUUGUUGUUGAGGAAUUAGACAUGGAACGUGUUGCGUUGGAUCGAACUCUCGGUCGACUUUGGCGUGCUUGGAAGAAGAGGAUUCGGUCGCCCGGAGAGCCUAACUAUUCUCCGUCCUUUCUCGCGCAGUUCCUCAAAGAUUCGGACCCUGCGCUUGAUGUACAGGAAGAGCAAGAUGGGGAGACAGGCGGGGAGAAAACAGAUCAGAAGUCGUCCAAUCCGAAGUCAAUUCCGAAGGUGGAUCCGGCUGAAGUACCUCUACCGGAUAGCGAUGUCGAGGCUAUAUAUAGCGAUGAGGAGAGUGAGGAGGAAAAGGAUAUUGGCCGGCCGAAGAGUCUAGUCAUAUUGUCCUCGUCAACAAAGGACAGACUAGCGUCUCUUCGAGCUUCGCUAAAAGGUUCAUCGAUUCGCCGUGUACGGUCUCUUCCAUCUCGGAAACGCCCCCGGUAUCCUUCUGCUCCGGGCGCUAGUCGUGAAAUUGAAAUCCAGCCUCACAAAGAUCCAAGCAAAGAUGAGGCGGAGACAAUCGUUGGCGUUUCUACAAAGGACAUUAGAUAUGACAACGUUGAUGAGAACGAGCAACCUAACCAAACACUGGAGCAGAAAGCUAUCCCGGAUGGGCUAAUGCCAGUGGCCACUAACGACAUUACACCUACGAUAUCGACGAGAGCUAGUAGCAUUGUCCCGCUAGCUGAAAUUGAAGAAGACGAAAUUGAUGAGUUUGCCGAAGAACCUGAAAUAUUGACCUCAUCAAGAAUCUCUAUUGGAGGAAGAAGCUCCUCUCCUUCUACAUCGGACUCUGGCAGGCCUACUCCCCUUAUUAUGCCUGUAAGAACGAAUAGCCUCCGGUCGGUACGAAUUAUUGAGGUACAAAGCCCUCGCAGCCCGACGGUUGGUUCGCGAACGAAUUCCAUGGAUUUCCAGGACCCUGCCUUGGUUGCUCGUAGAAUUUCUACUCCUCCCAUUGCCGAGGAAAAUGAUCCGGGAGCAUCAUCUGGAAAGAAGCAUGCCGUUGUCCUUCAGCGGUCAUUCGACGAUUCUCAGGAGACUAGUUCUGGGGUAGUCCAACCUGCCCGAAAUCCCAGUCCUUUGAGAAGCGUCCACUCACAAGCAGUAUACGAACUUGCUGCGACCACCACCACUAAGGUGUCGAUUCUGAAUGGUCCCACAACAGAACCGCCUUUGGAGGAAAGGCCUGCGGCCCCCUUAAAAUCGUCGAGGAACCCGCCAAUGCCAACUGUACUCGAGAGGAGCACAAGCCGGCCCAUGUAUGGGCGGUCGAGCUCUAACGAUACUACGUCAAAUAUACCUGCCCGGCGUGGUACGCCGGAAUCGCCAAAGAUGUCGCGCCCUAUGCCAAGCGAGUCACCUUCUUCCAUGUCUGCUAAACUCAAAGCCGUUCGUACCUCUGAGGACGGAAGCCCUCGACGCUCCGAGGAUAGAGCUCGCGAUUUUGAGCAACUAAUUCACAGCCAGGAAACCCUGCAGUAUACUCUCACCCCAGAAAACAUGCGUGAUAUUGACUCUAGUUCAUCUCAGCACACUGGAAGUCCUAAACCUAAUAGGUUCCAAAGGGGCGAGGACACCAGACAUUCUGAGCGCUCACGAUCCUCAUCUAUUAAAAGGACCGCAUCCUUUACGAAGCAGACUAAUCUCGGUUCUAAUCCUCUGGGUUCCCAUCCUCCUACGGACAUCCCUUUUACCGGGAAAUUCUCCGAAGUAAUCCCAAGUGCACCCCCUUCUAUUCCACCGAAAAGUCGAUCAGGCAUGGCCGCGCAAGCGAGGGAAGCGCGAGUCCCUGGGGAAUCGUUGCAAGAUUUUGCCAAUUUUAUUCGAUCAACAGGACCUCCUAGCGAGCGCAGCGUUCCGCAUAGCAGAGGACACGCGGCUUCGAUUUCUACUAUCCGGGCCCCCAGGGGCCCUACUCACGUGAAGAAGAGUGCGAGUAUCGAUAGCCGACAGACCAGUUCAAGCCACCGAUCGCACUUCCAAGCUAGGGAUGCUACGGUUAACCUCGGUAGCGAAAACUCGGAUCUUAUUGAUUUUAUUCGACGAGGGCCGCCAAGCACCAAUGCAAAUAACCCCCGGAUUCCUCGUCACGUUGCCCCUUUCCGGAGUACCAUGGACUCAGACCAACUGCAGAUGGCCGGUGCUGUAGGAGGCAAGGCAAUCGAUGCAGUGAUUCCAAACAUUCGAAGUAGCGAGGCAUCAACGAAUUUUACGGAGGCUUCAGCUCCGUCGUCGAUGAAUUCCCAAAGCGCACUCUUGAACAAAGCGAACAAGGUACAGCAAUACUCUGGCAACAACUUUGAUGAUGACGAUAUGAUACCGAAGCGGACACAGCGACGAGUCCGUGACCCUUAUGCCCUUGAUUUUAGCGACGAGGAAGACGAAGAAUUAGAUAUAAUGCCUCAACCAAAACCGAAGAAGGAAGAAAGCUUGAUCGAUUUCCUCAACAGUUAUCCCCCUCCCCCUGAACCGAUGCCUCAACCUGUUGCUAUCCCGAAGAAAAAAUCCAGUGCGCCAAAUUUGAUCGCACGCCUAAGAUCGGGCGGGAACUCUAUCAGAGCAGCUUCAAACCCUAGAGGAUUUGGGGCUGAUUCGAGGUCUCUCAGUAGCCGAGCUGGCACUAGCAGAGGCUACACGCCUAUUGUCAUCCCAACCUCGGCAGAUAAGUUUGGGAGCAAUCCCAGACCACCACCAACCGCUCCCAGUAGUUCGAUGGGCCGUGUUCCAAUGAAGAAAUUCGAAGCACGGGAUGCCGUUUCCGCUAAUACUCGUACGUCGGACCUCGCUAGUUUCCUGCGCGAUUCCGAACCACCACCACAACCUGUGAUGUCGCUCCCUACCCAGAGCGAAAGCAAGAGCAGUGGAUUCUCCCGGAUGUUCGAACGCCGCAAGAAGUCUACAGCGUAUUAA